AUGAUGUUCCUUGCAUCGUUGUUGUUGCUCCUCUCAAUCAUCAGCAGUAUGAGCAAUCAACAUAUCGUCGUCGAUGCAAAGAAACAACAACAAGACACAGAAAUCAGUAUCAAAGAGGUCAGCAUCUUGCUGCCCUACACAUCAUCCAAAUCAAGACUCUUCUACCGCCUCGGUGCAUCCAACGGCUGCUUUGAAUGGUCAACGAACAAUCAAGACUUGAUCGACUUGGAGCCAUUGUAUGACACAAUACAACCUUGCAAUAAUAAUGAUGGACAAGCAUCUUUGAACUCGGCUAUCAUUGCUACACCUUGGGGCAAUGGUGAGGGCGAGGCCAAUCGUUGCUCUACAGCGGUAAAGGUCAGUGUGCGAAGUGGAUUCGCAGGUCGUGACUCAACGUUGAUCUACGCAGAGGAUCGCACAACCAAUCGUCGUCUGCGCUGCGAGGUGUUUGUCGACAGGAUCGCAUCGAUCAGUAUCGAGACAACGACAAGGAUCAUGUACAAGGACGCCUCAGAGAUACUCGAGGUCGAGGCAUUCGACUCACAGGGCAAUCGCUUCUCAACCGUGCUGGGCAUUGAGUUUGAAUGGUCGGUCAGCGCAUCAAACAUCAUCCAGAUCGUGCCAUUCAAAGAUGCCUCACGUGACACCGACCCCAUCCUCAUCUCGAUGGAGAAGGAGGGCUUGCAGUCAUCACAAGUGUUGGUACAGGGCAUUGACACUGGACGUGCCACGGUCACCGCACGUCUCCUCGAGUCAGCCUACAGCAGCAUCGAGCAGUCUAGCGUCAUCAUCUCCGUUCUCGAGCCCCUCCAGCUCAACCCAUCACACCUUCUCUAUGUGAUCCCCGGUACACAGAUACCCUAUCUCUUGCAAACAGAGAAGAGGAACCAAGUUGAGACCAUCCCAAUGCCAAACCCACAAUACGUUUGGGACUCGACCAACAAAAAGGUUGGAAUCAUUGAGCAGAGUGGACUGUUCCUCGCGACAGACAUUGGAAAGACAGAGGUCAAUGUGCAGCACAAGAAUAUGACAGAGAAUCGCGCUCAUGCCAUCGUCCAUGUGGUCACACCAUCAUACCUGACGCUAAAGAUCGAUCCAAUCGGUCUGGGCCCAGGCCCCGUCGUCAACUGGAACCUCAUCGAGACAAAGAACUACACACUCACCGUGGAGCUCUACGACGCCUCUGGCCACAAGAUAUACAACUCGGACAUCUCGUACGAUGUCAACAUCUCCAAGACCUACUUUGAGCCCAUCCCCGCCCCCAGCAAUGCACGUGUUGCUUCCGACACUUAUCACGUCCGCGCGCUGAAGGAGGGACUCACAUCGGUGCGCGCAUCACUCGUCAAGAUCUAUGACAUCAAGACAGGCAAGCUCAUCCCUCUGCUGCACCCAAUCUCUGUGGAGCAGGAGAUCACCAUCAGUCCAAUGAUCACACUCUUCCCACCAAUGCUCUACUUCCCGUACAACGCUGGCGCCGCCGUCCAGUCCUUCCCGCUGAAGGCCCGCGGUGGCUCGGGCGAGUACCUCUGGCACUGCAAUCACACGGCCAUCGUCGAGGUCGAUCCAACCGGCCUGGUCAAGACCGCCACGCAGCCCGGCAACGCAUUGAUUAGCGUCGUCGACAAGAAGAACCCGCACAACCAUCAGACUUCCAAGGCUUCAGUAAUCCCACCCAACGCCAUCGCGUUCUCGCCCUCGCCCGCCGAGGUCGAGGUUGGCAAGUCACUGAUGUUGUCGACCGUGAUGAAGAGCGACAAGUUACCAGCCGGCCACAACUUUGACGCCUGUAGCAUCCCCAACCUGCACUGGGCCAUAGAGGACCCAUCUGUGUUUGAGCUGCAGGAGCCAUCCACCGAGCCAGAGAAGCAGCCACGUGGCUUUGAGGGCCACAUCUGGAUGCCCAGACGUCCCGACCACUGCUCAGUCAAGCAAGCACUCGCACUCAAGGAGGGCUCAACCUACGUCACAGUGGACCACAAUGGAAUGAAGGCACAGGCUAGGAUCAUUGCCUACCGUCCACUCACCCUCGACCCAUCAGAUGUUCUGGUCACACUUGGAAGCACAGUGCUCGUCAAUCACCAGGGAGGCCCAGAGCCAUGGCUCACUGAUCCCAAGUCUUACUUCCGCACCAUCACGGCACAGAAGCCAGACGACGUGGCCAUCAACGUCGUGUCGCCACACAGCUUCACCGUCACAUGUCUGGCACACACUGAGCAGAAGAUCGUCCUAAAGGUUGGCAAUCGCGCAUCCACCGCUAACCCCGUCCCAGCAUCGCCCAGCGCCAGCAUGUCCUUCCGUUGCGUGCCUCCCACCUCUGUGCAGCUGUCCAUCAAUGAGGACGAGGGCAUGAAGGAGUCGGCCACCAAGGGAGGUAUCCCAUGCACCAACGCCAUCACCUUUUUGAAUGAGCGCAAGCCAGGCUCCGGUGCCGACGACGUGCCACUCUACAAGGUGCGCAACAACCGCGAGAUCCCCUUUGUCUCGGGAGUUUAUGAUGAGCAAGGAAACAAGUUCAGCAACUAUUCAACACUCCAGUUCGCCUGGAAUGCCAAGGAUGAGAAGUUGGCCAAGUGGACCCCCGGCAAGGCCGACUCGCUGGCCAUGCUCACACUGAUGCUACUCGAGGGCAGGACACGUCUCGGUACCCAAGUGGUGGGAUACAACGCCGAUGUGCUCAGCACCGCUGGCGUGCCCUCCAGGAACAUCCCACAGCUCGACUCCAAGCAGCUACAAUCAUCGAUCGAUCUGGACUUGAUAUCAAACGUCAAGCUACUCCCCGCCACCAAGACCAUGUACCUCAGCGACAAAAACAACCUCACACUCACCGCGCUGGGCGGCAGUGGUAGCUUCAAGUUUGCCGCGAACAACUCAAGACUGGCCACACUCGACCCUCAGAUGAGCCAGGUGCUGCUCACACCAGUUGCGCCAGGUUACCUUCGCAUCGAUGUCAACGACGUUUGUCUUGGCGGCAGUGGCGCUGAGCCCUCAAUCAUCUUUAUCAGUGACGCUGCACAAAUCGACCUGACUGCACAAGAGCUCAUCCAGGUUGGCGGCACGACACCCAUGAACAUCACCGUGUUUGACGCCAACAACACACCAUUUGAAGACGAACAAUAUCGCUUCUUUGACCUUGUGCCCCACAUUGACAACCCCAGCGUCCUCUCAAUCAAGCAGUCGCCCGAUGAUCCCCGUCGCUUUACCCUUCGCGGCCUCGACCCCGGUCUUGCCACCCUCACCCUCACCAACACCAAUCCCAAGACAGGUCAGAUGGUACAAUCUCGCACCGUUCAGAUCCAGGUGUUCCCACCAUUCAAGGUUUCCCCACAGACCCUUCACUUGGUUCCAGGCGGCCACUUCCAAUUGCAGUGGAGUGGUGGUGCCGCGUCCAGACAGGACGUCACAUUCAAGUCCAGCGACACAAAGGUCGCCACUGUCAACAGAGGCGUCAUUGGCGAGUUGGUGGCCGAGGGCACUGGCGAGGCACUAGUCACAGCGAUUGCCUACAUCACCGACCCCAAGACCGGUCGUCAACAGAUCAUUGGCGAGGACCGCCUCACCGUCUACGUCAAGAACAUGACGGGCAUCCGUCUUCACAGCACAAUCGACAGACUGUUGGUAGGUGACGAGCUCAAGCUCCGCGUGGUUGGCAACAAUGGCGAGACACCAUUCACCUACGGCACCGUUGACUUCUUCUUCAAGUGGGAGUGUCUCGACAGCUCAGUGCUGCAGUUGACCUCUGUUUACAAUCGUGCCAACACUACCAUUGAGAUGGAGGGUUCAUUUGGCGUGCGCGUCAUUGGCAAGUCGAUUGGAACAACUGCGAUCACAGCCUUUGCCUACAGCGCAAGCGAUCGUUCGCGUCAUCUCUUCAAGACACCACCUUUCCAGAUCACAGUGAUUGAACCCGUGGGCAUCCCUACCACAUCCCUGCUUCUGCCACUCAACACCGCCUCAGCGCUUGCGCAAUCCAUCAACACCAAGGGUCUGGAGAUCUCACCUUUGGACUGCGACAAAUACGUCAACUGUCAGGACAUCAUCACACUCCAGGACGGCCUCAAGCUCACCUCGCAUGAUCGCAUUGGAACUUGCUACCUGUCCGUUACACGUGAUGGCCAUGCCGACACCAGCAGCUUGGUCAAGGUGAGCACCAAGCCCUUCUCACAUUUGGAGAUCAUCCCGCUCAACCCCAACUCAACAGUCGUGGCAAUUGGCGACUCACUCACAUUUGGACUAUACCUUCGCGAUGAGAUUGGCGAGUUGUUCACGACCUAUGGCAAUGUGGCAUUCGAGACUGAGUUCAGCACAACUGGAGUCAUUGCAGCGCACUUUGAACAAAACACUGGCGCAUUCAAUCAGGGCCAGCCACCAUGGGUCAUCACUGCCAAGGCAAUGCGUGCUGGUGUUGUCACCUUGCGCGUCUACCUGAAGGGCAUGGAGCACAUUGAUGACUACGUCAAGAUAUUCGUUGGUCGUUUCAUCGAGCCAGACAACAUCAUCAUUCACGUUGGUUCAUCAGUCCAGUUCGAGCUGGACAAGCAACAGUUGUCUGAGCGUGGCUACGUCGUUCCAGCUACUGGCGAUCGCGUGUGGGCCGUCGGCGACUCUGCCGUGAUGACCGUCGACGCGGUCAGCGGCAAGGCCGUGGCCAACCAGCCAGGCCGUACCACCCUGCGCUACCUGAGAAACCCAUCAUCACAGACCAACGUCCAGGUGGCAAAGGUUGCAUCGAUCCAACUCGACAUUGGCAGUCAGGUGAUCAAUGAUCCAAGCGAGCGUUACAUCUACCCGAUCAGAUUCUACACUAGCGAGUCGAGCGAGUUCACCCAGCUGCCCUCCAUCCAGAACCACAUUGAGUGUCGCUGUCUGAUCAAGGAGUCUGCGUUUGCCGAGGCCAAGUGCGAGCAGUCCUUUGCCGGCUCGUCGCAAUUCCAAUGCGUGGUCACGCCCCGAGGCAUGCCCACAUCGAUUGUCGACAAGAUCACGAUGGUCGUGCAUGUGGCCGACACGCGCAAGACCUACCACCUCGAGAAGUCGUACGACCUGCCAUUCGAAUCAUCGUUCCACGUGGUCGGCAAGUCCGAGAUUGUACUGUCGCCCAACAACAACGUGCACUACCUCAACAUCCAGUCGUCCAACAACCUGUUUGUCGAGUCUUCCGACUCUUCGCUGUUCACCGUGACGCACCUGCCCGCCUCACAGUCGCCGUCGGGCUCGGGCACACUGUACCGCUUCAUGAUCGAGCCUGCUCGCAAUGCCAAGCCAUUCAACAACGUACCCAUCUACAUUAGCAACGCCGAGGGCAAGUCCAAGCAGUCAAUCCCCGUCUCAUACUCGCUGGUAGAGUACAGCGAAUCAUCGUCCGUGCCUUACUUCACGCUGUUUGGUAUCAUACUGGCGGUGCUGAUUGCUCUGGCCACCUUUAUCAUCUCGUUCAAAUAUAAUCAGAAGCCAGUCACCUCAGUUCUGCAAUCACGAUCCAGAGCCGACAUACCAGUGUCACCGUUCCGCACCGCAGCACCACCAAGCUUCACAUCACCUGGCGGUAGUGACUCCAUCUAUCUGUCACAAUCCAGGACAGGUAGAUUCUAA
Messenger RNA from Acytostelium subglobosum LB1, 5589 nucleotides. RefSeq lists its product as hypothetical. The transcript has 3 exons. The record is from RefSeq and is a predicted model, not a curated record. Gene Ontology annotation, cellular component: nuclear pore. Lineage: Eukaryota; Evosea; Eumycetozoa; Acytosteliales; Acytosteliaceae. The coding region runs from base 1 to 5589 and encodes 1862 amino acids.